This is a messenger RNA of Aspergillus pseudoviridinutans, 1281 nucleotides long. RefSeq lists its product as uncharacterized. Gene Ontology annotation, cellular component: plasma membrane. The coding region runs from base 1 to 1281 and encodes 426 amino acids. The transcript is spliced from 2 exons. Gene Ontology annotation, molecular function: ferric-chelate reductase activity. Gene Ontology annotation, biological process: copper ion import; intracellular iron ion homeostasis; iron ion transport. The record is from RefSeq and is a predicted model, not a curated record. NCBI's taxonomy places the organism in Eukaryota, Fungi, Ascomycota, Eurotiomycetes, Eurotiales, Aspergillaceae.
AUGCCGUCGGUUCUCACGACUCUUCACAACCAGGCUGCCAAUAUCCCCUAUGCUGACUGGUACGGUAUAAGCCUAGCCGUUUGGCUGGGGGUGUGGCUCAUCACUCGGUUCACCUUCCACCUUGGCCUAUGGAUUCUCCAACGGAACCUCACGGUCUCUGUCCGGCGAUACGCCGGCUACCCACUACCGUCGCUCGUCCGAAGCCUGGACAUGUCCACAGUCUCAGAACUAUUUCUAGUCCUGCUUCUUCUCGCCGCUAAUGGGUUACUCCUCGCUUUAUCUACUCGUCGCUGGGCAGAUAUCCAACGGCGCGCAGCAAACCUCGCCGUCUUCAAUCUAAUCCCUUUAUGCACCGGACUAACUUUUGGCCUCCCAACCCAUCUACUUGGAGUUAGGCGCUCUUCCUUUGCAUGGAUGCACCGGUGGUUCGGCCGUAUGGCAGUUGCCCACUCCCUUCUCCAUGGGGCUAGCAUCAUCGCUGGGGCCGAUGAUGCAAUCCACUCCAUGAGGCGCCAUUGCAUUUCUCUUCUGGCAGCUGCUUCACUGCUUUCGAUAAUCCCCGUGACCCUGCAUGCGAUUGUCCGACGCCAUAGCCAGAUGGCCAUAAAGCUCCAUUACAUCCUUGCGAUCACAGCCAUGGCGGCGCUGUCCUAUCAUACCUGGGACCUGCGCUCCAGCUGCCGCUGGUAUUUGGCUGGUGCGGGGAUCCUAUGGGUGGUGCUGAGUGUGGCCGCUGGAGCCCACGCCAUUCUUAUCAAGAAGCAGUUGGGCUGUGCCUGGCCCGCCGUGACUGUACAACCUUUCCACGAGCUCCUUCGCAUCGAGAUUACCGUGCCGGCCCAUUGGGCCCUCCAACCUGGCCAGUGGGUGUAUCUCUGGUUGCCUCAUGCAKGCUUCCGAACAUGCUUUCAACUGCCCCUCUUUUAUGUCUCCUUCUGGGACGACACGCCUAAGCAGCGCACGCUCUAUAUUCUGGUCCGGCCGAAGUCUGUUAGUCUCUAUCAACGCCUGUAUAUGCGGGAGUCGCUUCAUGGUCGUCAACGGUUCGCUCUACUGCUGGGGCCCUACGGUCGGUCUCUCGACUUCACCGCGUUUGGGACAAUCCUAUUUAUUGUGGAAGAUACUGCCAUUGUGCGUGUGCUUCCCUUCAUCCGCAUGCUAGUCCUGGCAAGCGAACAACGUCGAGCGAUGGUGCGAAAGUUGAGGAUCGUCUGGCAAAUGGAUGAUUUCAGUAUCGUGACGCYUUCUACCCCUCCCACCCUGUCCACAAUCAAAUACUGA